AUGCCCAGUGGACAAUUAUUAGCUAUAACAGGAUUUAAUGAAAUGAUCGUAUUAUUAAAUCAUGUGACGUGGAAACCGCUUUUACAAUUAUGUCUUGAACCUAUAAUCAAAGAAAAUUAUUUAAAUAAAGUAUAUGAAGAACGUAUAAUUCAAUCAAAAUUUUCUAAUAAAAAUACAACCUGUUACAAUAAGCAUACUUUGGAAGAGAAAUCUGAACGUCCAAUAAAUAUCAAGAUUGACAGGAAAAACAAUAUCGAGAGAGUAUCAAUAGCUAAGUUUGACAUUUUAGAGUUUAGCUCUUGUGGACAAUAUUUAGUUAUAAAACAUCAACUUUAUCCUUCAACAUUGUGGAUAUGGAAUAUUAUCGACGAUUAUUUUGAUUAUUUACUUCUUGAAAAUACUAUUAGAGCUGCAAGAUGGAAUCCUACACGCGCUCAUCUUCUAAUAUUUUGCGAGUGCACGCAUAUAUUUGAAUGGACACCGCACAAUGCAAGUUGCAUACCAAUUUCCCGAAAUAUUACAAUAUUAGAUGCACAAUGGCAUCCUCGCGGAAAUUUCGUACUGCUUUAUGGUUACAAUAAAGCUAUUAUUUAUCAAAUUGAAAAAAGCAAUAAAACAAUUAAUGACUUUUUAAAAAACUUAAUUUUGAUAUCUUAUUAG
Messenger RNA from Eufriesea mexicana, 660 nucleotides. RefSeq lists its product as uncharacterized. Gene Ontology annotation, cellular component: microtubule organizing center; MWP complex. The record is from RefSeq and is a predicted model, not a curated record. Lineage: Eukaryota; Metazoa; Arthropoda; Insecta; Hymenoptera; Apidae. Bases 1 to 660 code for a protein of 219 amino acids. Gene Ontology annotation, biological process: microtubule anchoring at mitotic spindle pole body. The transcript has 5 exons.